Paramecium octaurelia is the source of this 818-nucleotide messenger RNA. The record is from the annotation of a GenBank genome assembly. NCBI's taxonomy places the organism in Eukaryota, Ciliophora, Oligohymenophorea, Peniculida, Parameciidae.
AUUUAUUCAUGAGCAGACCUUACUCACCUACAAGAAGCAGAGCAGAGAAGAUUGUUGGACAAUUGAGCGAGUUAACUUUGGGACACAAAGAUUAAGUAUAUGGUGUUUGUUUGAUUGAAGACUUCGAGAAUAAAGGAGGCAGAGGAGAGAGUUGAAAUCUUGGAAACAGCUAUACGGGAUCUUAGGGAUACUUUAGAAGGAAAGGUCUCUAAAAUAAAGGAGGGCUUGGAAUAUGUGUAAUAGGUGUUGAGUGAAUAAGAACCAAAGCAGGAGGAUGAAUAAUAGAUGGUUGAGGAUAUGAAGAAGGCCGAGGAGAGUGUAAAUGAAAAGUUGGAGGAGUUGAGCAAGUAGAGAGAGGAAAGUUAAUAAAAGUUCAAUGAAUAGGUUGAAAAGGAUAUCCAAGAAUUGAGAGAGUAGAUCAGUUAGGAGAAGAGUGAGAGGAAUCAAGCAAUCAAAGAGAUUAAUGACUGUUUAGAGGUAGAAUGCUGAAUAACUAUUAAAGAGUGAUUUACCACAGUUGCAGGAGAUGUUGCAGUAAAAUAUAAAGGAGAGAGAUGAGAUGGAUAGAAACAUCAAUGCAAGAUUGACUGAGGAAUUGCAGAGGUUGUCCCAGAUUAUUUAACAGGAGAAGGUGAGCAGAUAAUAGGGGGAACAGAGUCUGUUUGAGAUGUUGAAGGAUGUGGUGAAUAGAAUUAAGAAGGAGAUAGACGAAGAGAAAUUGUUGAGAGAGGCCACUGAGAAUGAUGUCCUCAGUGUGUUGGAGGAGACUCUGAAUAAAAUUUUAGCAGCUCAAGAUCGUUGAUAUAUUUAGAUUAUAG